CCUGGCUAGUGCAGACAAACCACACAUUCAUAUGCAAAUUAGUCCUUAUAAAUACCUACAACAGCUCUUUAGCGCCAGCAGUACGUCUAGCGAAGAUUGUACAAUAAUCACAGGGCGUCUCGCCUGUCGUGUAUAGAUUUUCUCUGACCGGGUCCGUUUGCCAGCUGCUCUCUUUCACGGAUCGGGAAAAUAGCAGUGGAAUACAAACUGGGAUCUCAGACUGACUGUACGGCUCGGGCUCAAAACCAACAUGGCCCCCUCGGCUCUGCACAUCAAGAACGGAUUUGGCAUGGAUGAGGAUGACUACUACGGGAUUAAUAAAGGGGAUAGAAAGGUACGGCGCAUCUGUGGUUGUAGUGUCGCUGAUCCCAUUCUAUAGAGUAGCCUACCCUAGUAAUGCAGUUAUUACAUUGUUACAACGCACUAACAGCUCCAUGUGUCAUUGUUACAGGCGAGAAAACCUUUGGUGGAGAAGAAGAGGCGUGCUCGUAUCAAUGAGAGUUUUCAGGAGCUCCGGACCUUGCUCGCUGACACGGACGUGAGUUUGGCGCACCUCCCCCGCUGUAGACUCACCUGGCGCACCUGUCAUACAAUAGAAACGAAUUAAAUCUAAUAUUUUUCACUUCUUCUCCAAUCGGUUUCAGUCAAAGGUGGAGAACGCAGAGGUUCUGGAGAUGACGGUGAAAAAAGUGGAGCACAUUCUCAAGGAUCGUUCCCAAGGUAAGCUGUGAGCAAUGGCACACACUAUUGACCCUUUCCUCCACUCAUCAAAGUGCAUUUAGGCCUAUAUCAGGUGCUGCUUAUCAUAACGGCCACUGUGGGAGUGCAAUUGAAUCUAUGUAGGCCUAAUUUCCCUUCUUCCUCAGAGACUGACAUCAUGAACCGGGAGGCCAGCGAGAGGUUUGCAGCAGGCUACAUCCAGUGCAUGCAUGAGGUCCAUAUGUUUGUGUCCAACUGUCCCGGGAUAGACGCGACGGUGGCGGCCGAGCUACUGAACCACCUGUUGGAGUGUAUGCCCUUGAACGAGGACCACUUUCAGGACAUGGUUAUGGAUAUAGUAUCGGACACUUCCAGCAACAACGGCAGCACCUGGCCAGCCGGCGAGGCGGUGUGCGCGGCCCUAGCAUCACCCGGAUGCAGAAGUAAAUCCAGUGGCUCUUCCUCGGCCCUCUCUCCUGCCGCCUCCACCACCUCCACCGAGGACCUGUGCUCUGACCUGUACGAGACAGACAGCGAGCAUAACCAGAGCGCUACCGACCCACUGGAGAACCAAGAGGCCCAGAACAGUCCCACUAUCACCUACUCCAAAUCCAUGUGGAGGCCCUGGUAG
Molecule: messenger RNA, 1330 nt
Organism: Coregonus sp. 'balchen'
Lineage: Eukaryota; Metazoa; Chordata; Actinopteri; Salmoniformes; Salmonidae
Source: the annotation of a GenBank genome assembly